Drosophila pseudoobscura is the source of this 1405-nucleotide messenger RNA. Its product is annotated as male accessory gland serine protease inhibitor-like. The record is from RefSeq and is a predicted model, not a curated record. Bases 30 to 305 code for a protein of 91 amino acids. The transcript has 2 exons. Lineage: Eukaryota; Metazoa; Arthropoda; Insecta; Diptera; Drosophilidae. Gene Ontology annotation, molecular function: serine-type endopeptidase inhibitor activity.
CAUCUGAAAGAAGCAGUUCCUAUAAGAAAAUGACGUUAAUUUCCGUCGUCGUCCUCAUCGCGGCCCUGUCUGGGCUUUCACGGGCCCUCAAGGAUCCGAUCUGUGCUCUGGAACCGGCCAGUCACGGCACCGAUGGUUUUACCUGCCAUGGCCAUUUUCCGAGAUAUUCCUAUUAUCUCUUUAAAAACGAGUGCGAAAGGUGGAUAUAUGGCGGCUGUGGAAAACCGAACAAGAAUAACUUCGGCACGAUAGAGGAGUGCCAGCAUAAAUGCAAGGAAGCUGUCUCUAUAGAAAUAAUAAAGUAAAGGCCACAGAAAGCUAGGCUGUAAAAAGCUCGAACAAAAAAAACCCGAAAGAACAGAGAAAAAAGAAGCACACCCUUGACUCUCUCAACAGAAGGCGUAUUUUUGGUACUCUCGGGUUUUCUGUUUCGUGCUGAGGGCUGAUCGGAGAGAAACGAAGACCCUGUAAAGAAGAGACGUUCGGCACGUGAGCAAAACGAGUCAAGUGGAAGCAAAAAGUGUCUGUUUUGUUGGAUUUCCUUUGGUUUUUACUCCACGAAGUGUCUCCUCUAAACGAAUGCCUAAGGAGAGCCUCAAAAUGCUAUCGUUGGUUGGAAGUGGAAGUGUCUUUUCGAUUCCAGUUUCAAACGUGUCCGCGGGCAAAGGGGGACCCCCAUUCUUACUAGAUCUAAACUCCUGAAUCUCUUCCAAUCCCUUUCACUGGCUCUUAUAGCCAUGAAACGUACUGUAAAAUCAAGUAAUUUCUUCCUUUGUUUUUAUAACAUUUAUUUUUAAUUUGUUUUGGUUUUUGAUCUUGCCAGAUGUUUUCUUUACAAUAUUUGUAAUUUAACAUUAACUUAUGCCAUAAAUUGUUGAUUUUUUCAAUAUAUUAUUUUUGUUUUUGUUUCAUGAACUGUAUGGAGAGAAAUUGCGGUCCUGUUAACAGUUAAUCAGUUUAAAAUUGUACGCUAAAAAUCCAAUUUAUAUAUAUGUUAUAUAUAUAUUUGUAUAUAGUAUAGGUAUAUGUAUGUAUAUUUAUGUUCUUGUACACUAAAAUCGACUCUCUUUGCUAUGCUUAAGGGCUAUGUAUUGUAUAUAGAUCGUAUGACAAAAAGUAAAUCAAGUGAAUUUCCCUAAAAAGCAAAGAAAAUUAUGUCCUAUGAAAUGGGUGCACUGACAACAAGGAAAACGUGAAUUAAAUAUGCCUUUAGUUUCGCUAGGUGCAUGAGAGAAAUGAAUAAUUUAUUAACGCCAAAUCCCUAAGGGGCCCUGGGGGGACUCUAUGAGUCGCCAGGCCAUCUCAUCUGGCUGUCUGCUGUUCCACUCUAUCCACACGAUAUACAUCAACUUCCUGGCGAUCCGAACGAAGUGAAAAAUAUUUGCUCAAUGCUGCUUUUUGGUUU